UAUUUUAUAGAGGGCGUAAUUCAUCAGACCUAGAUUAUUUUCCAGACAGCUGUUUAUUUUAGUCCUUUGUUUUUUGAUUUAUGCACAGGCCUACCCAGGCCUAAAUAUAUUAUAAAAUGGCGUUGAGAAGGGCGCUGUUUGGUUUGUGCAUUGUGUAUGUUGCUGGGCAGAUAGAGAUGAAUCAAGGGCAGCACCAACAACAACAAGGGCAGCACCAACAACAGCAACAACCUAUUGAGAGCAUUCAUGUUCAAAAUCAACUUAAACAACAGCAACAACAACAACCUAUUAUCAAUCAAGCUAAUCUUCCACCACAAGUGCCUGUUAAUACUCAAACUAAAGAGGGCGACAUAGAAGGUAGAACCAAUAAACUCAGGGAUAAAAAUCAUGUCCAUGAUAAGGAUCACAUUAUGCACCAUUUGGACAACAUCGUAGACAAACCAACAUCAGAAAUGACGGAUGAGGAAUAUCAGUUCUAUUACUUCAAGGUACACGAUUACGACAACAACAACUUGCUGGACGGCAUCGAGCUCAUCCAAGCGAUGACUGAUUUUCACCAUGGGGAUGAGCCAGAUGAAGAAGAGAAAUUCUACCUAAGCGAUGUAGAACUUCUGGACAUGUUGGAACCGAUAUUUGAUGAAGAUGAUCUGAACAACGAUGGCUAUAUUGAUUAUGUUGAAUUUGCUGCUUCACCAGAAUUAUAGGCGAAUAUGUUUUAAGCCCUGUCAAGACUAUCAGAUUUUAUUUGACAAAAACAUGUGACAUGUCUAAAUAUGGUCAUGAUGACAUCACAUCAUGACCAUAUAUAGGCACAUCAUGACUAUAAAUGGGCAUACAUCAGUUUUUUGUCAAAGAAAAUUUGAUAACCUGGACAGAAUAAAAGCCCUGUCCAUUCUAUCAAAUUUUGUUUGACAAAAACAUGUGACAUGCCUAAAUAUGGUCGUGAUGACAUCACAUCAUCACCAUAUAUAGGCACAUCAUGACCAUAUAUGAGCAUACAAUAAUUUGAUAAUCUGGGACAGAGUUUUACAUGUUGUUAUUCUUUUUAUUUUACUUGUUUUAGGCAUUGGCAAAUGAUUAUGAUUAUGAUUUCCAAUACGGGAGAAUUGAACUCGGAAGCCAGGGUCCUAGGAUUGGUAGACAGGAAUUUUAAUCACCAUCCUAGUCAACUGCACAGCAAGAUGACGCUAACUUGUUUCUCAUAAGAAUGCAAUAUAGGCCUAUUAUUUUAAUUUUUAUACUGAUCGGUUUUGGUAUUCUCGGUGACGUCAUGAAGCGGGUCAUAAAAAUGUCUACUACUUUUACGUAAUUUUCUGAUUUCCAUUAUCGGCUCCAAUCUUGUUGCUAAAAAUGUGUCUAAAUCUAAUAAGUUAGUCUCAGAAUUUCUUGAUGUAUCUUAAACCCACAAAAAUCCAUGUUUAUAACACUAGUCUCAGAACAUGGAUUGUUUGGCAAUGCUGCUAAGGCUAAGAGCAUAACAAAAGCCUCGAUCCUGGUGACAUCCGAAAUUAAAUCACCAAACAAUGUAUUUAAAAUAUUUACACCUAUCAUUAAUUAGUCAUUUAGUUGUGGUUAAUUUAGUAGAUAUUAUUUUAUUCACAGACGGAGGGUCAAGACCACUUCAGCCCCACCAUAGUUGGAGCUGAGGUAAGAAAAUUUAUGAUCAUGGCACCUCUGGAUCGCCGGAAAUGGUCCUCUAAAACUUAAAAAAUUAUUUUAAAAUAGUUAGUGGGCACGGACCGGCUCCCUCAUAUCACCCUCCCCCGAGUCUGCCAUUGAUCUGGUUAAUGUGCUUUCACAUUUAAUUUUAUUUUGCUGUCGAUAGAGAUACCCAUUGGCACCUCCGUUAGAAAAUUGAUAAUAAAGCAGUGAGAAAAUGCAAAAUCGUAAUUUUGCGGAGAUGGCUUAAGAUUCUUGCUUGCUUGCGUUAGUGCGGGAGGCCGUCCCGAUUCCGGGAGACCGUCCGCGGGUUUCGGAAAACUCGGGACGACCUGGGUUUUAUCUUUUAUUUAGUUACCAUGUUUGUAUUUUUAUGUUAGCAAUGGUACUUAUUUUACAAUUUAUUUAUUAUACAUAGGCAGGGUAGUCACUUCCACAUAUCAUUAGACUAAACGGCAGAAGAAAAAUAUAUCAAUUUUUACCUUGGACCCGAGGUUUAAAAAUUCACUACCAAAGCAACUAACAUCUACUUGAUUUUCUUCCUUUAACAAAGCCAAAGAUUAUUUUUUUAACGCAUUUAAGUUUUUUUUUUUCGUAAUGGUGGUGGAUUACUUAGUCGGAUCAUUUAACGAAAUUAUAUGCGUUUUUUUUUUUUAGCUUUUUCUCUCGUGUUUCCUCCAUUGUCAUUGACAUUGGUAUUUAUAUAAAGUUUUUCAAGUAGAAAUAAAUAAAUUUAUGAACAUUA
Molecule: messenger RNA, 2404 nt
Organism: Anneissia japonica
Lineage: Eukaryota; Metazoa; Echinodermata; Crinoidea; Comatulida; Comatulidae
Product: multiple coagulation factor deficiency protein 2 homolog
Exons: 4
Coding region: 117-704 (195 amino acids)
Molecular function (GO): calcium ion binding
Source: RefSeq, a predicted model, not a curated record